Messenger RNA from Tarenaya hassleriana, 2141 nucleotides. RefSeq names its product zinc finger protein CONSTANS-LIKE 9. The record is from RefSeq and is a predicted model, not a curated record. The transcript is spliced from 7 exons. Gene Ontology annotation, molecular function: protein binding; zinc ion binding. NCBI's taxonomy places the organism in Eukaryota, Viridiplantae, Streptophyta, Magnoliopsida, Brassicales, Cleomaceae. Bases 454 to 1599 code for a protein of 381 amino acids.
CCUACAUGCCCACCCAUUGUCUAUCCAUCCACCUCUCCUAUUUUCAUUUUUUAUUUUUUCCCCACACGCAUGAGAGAUUUUUUUGCGAGCCAAGUUCUGGAAUCUCUCUCUGUUUUCUAGGGCUCUGUUCUUGUUUUCUGUGUUUUUGGAUUUCUGGGUUUUGUCAAGGAUCCUCAAAGUGAUCAAGAUUUUUCCCCGGGAACUGAUAAUUUGGAGUUUGAAUCCUUUCUUACAGUUCUGUCAGAUUCGCUACCUUUUCUGGGAAUCUGGAGCAGACAUUUCCCCCUUUUUUUCCUGCUGCUUUCCUUACUAAACCCACAUCUGUUUAUGGAAAUCAAACCCAAAAUGAGAAAUACUCUAAAAGCAAGGGAAGCUCCUUUCGCCAGUACAUAAAACAGUUUGAGCAGAAAAUCAGAUUUGGGUCAGAUUAGUAGAGGAUUGAUUCCAUUGAAGAUGGGUUAUAUGUGUGAUUUCUGCGGUGAACAAAGAUCUAUGGUGUAUUGCCGAUCUGACGCAGCGUGUCUGUGCCUCUCUUGUGACCGAAAUGUUCACUCCGCUAAUGCGUUAUCCAAACGUCACUCCCGAACGCUCGUGUGUGAGAGGUGCCAUUCACAGCCUGCAUCAGUCAGAUGUGAGGAAGAGAGGGUUUCUCUCUGUCAAAACUGCGAGUGGUUAGGCCACGGAACCUCAAAUCCUUCCUCUGCUCAUCAUAAAAGGCAAACCAUCAACUGCUAUUCGGGUUGCCCUUCGAGUUCAGAGCUUGCCUCUAUCUGGUCCUUUGUCUCGGAUAACUCUUCAGUUGGCCAGUCAGCAUGUGAGCAAGAAAUGGGUUUGAUGAGUAUAGCCGAUGGCCUGAGAGAAAACUCCAUUGCCCAAGAUGGUAAUGUGGAUCAACCAGAUGGCUCCUCGUCAGUUCCCGAGACGAGUUCUGCAGCACAUCGUAUGGAUCCGCCGCCCAGUUUACCAGGAAGUUCAAGAUUGGCGAAGGGUCUUGGAGUAUGUGAUGACGACUUCUACGGGAAUCUUAUAGAGGAUGAAGUUGAUUUGGCUCUUGAGAACUACGAAGAACUCUUUGGUGUAGCCUUCAAUGCUUCGGAAGAGUUCUUUGAAAAUGGUGGACUCGACAGUCUGUUUGAGAAGCCUUCUGCUGCUCCCGAGGGCUCAUCUGCUGGUUUGGGCAACACAAUGCAGCCGGCUGGAAGCAAUGCUGCAUCCGCAGAUUCUUUCAUGAGUGCUAAAACCGAUUCGAUAAUCUGCUUCACAUCAAGGCCAGCUCAUUCAAACAUCUCUUUCUCCGGCAUCACUGGAGAAAGUAGUGCUGGGGAUUAUCAAGAUUGCGGGGUUUCAUCUGUUCGUCUCUCGGGAGAGCCACCAUGGUGUCCUCCGUCAUCACAGGACAAUGCUUCCUCACAAGCAGCAAGCCGUAGCAACGCAGUUAUGCGUUACAAGGAGAAGAAAAAAUCCCGGAAGUUUGAUAAGAGAGUGAGGUAUGCCUCUCGCAAGGCGAGAGCUGAUGUGAGAAGACGGGUGAAAGGGCGGUUUGUCAAAGCGGGCGAUGCUUAUGACUACGACCCGCUCAGCCAAACCAGAAGCUACUGAGACCUGACCCUUUCCAGGGUUUAAAAAACAGAAGGAACCAUUGGUGACAGAAUUUGGAAGUUCCAAUGCUGGGGUCUGAAAGUUCUGAAUUUGGAAGCUGCCUCAAAGAAAAAACACACAGAAACGAAACAAAGUGGGCAACUUUGGCAUUGAAGAGAGGUCAAGUUCUUGAUUCUCUUAGCCAUCAUUCAUUAUUUACACGCACCAGUUUUGGCCUCAAAAGCUUCACACUUUCAUCAAGAGAGAUGCAGUGGUCUGUCUCUUUUACAUCACAAAAACAUUUAUGUUUAUUUCUUUGGAUGGUCUUUCUGCAGAGAGAAAAGGCUUUCCAUUUGUAGUAUGUAUUGGAAACAUUUGCAUAAGGGGAGACCAAGAAAAACCCGCCCAUGAGUUUUGUACCCUCCUUGCGCACACACAUAAGCAGAUGCUUAAACAAUCUGCUUGUAUGUAUGUAUGUAUGUAUGUAUGUCCAUAUGACUGUCUUUCACUCCACGGUGAGAUUGUAAAUUAAUGAAGGAAUACAACUCUGCUUUUUUUUAUCA